CUGGGCAUUUUCGUAAUUGUCAUGUCCUCUGACCCACCUCCGCCGCAACGGCACAUCGGGAACCGCCGCAGCACCUCCGCCUCCGCCCUUCCCGAUCUCUUACUCACCGCUGUCUCUCUCCUCUUCCUCUUUGCUUCCCCUAAGCCUCUCCUCUCUCAGGCUCCCAACAAACUCUCUUUCCCUUUAAACCCUCGCCGGCGAUUUACCGGCAUGUCCCGUCCCCGAUCUCCUCUGCCGCAAGCUCCCCCGCUCGUCCGCCGCUUCGCCAGCCCCCAGUCCCUGUCUGAUUGGUUGGAGACUCGGUUGCCGUCGGAUUCGUUCGCCGCCUGGGGAGUGAAACCCGGGACGAAGAACGUCCAUAACCUCUGGCUAGAGCUCGCCGAUGGCGAGACUUCGCUCGCCGACUCGAUCCCGCCGAUCCGUAACGUCAACGUCGUCACCGUUCGCGUGAUCGGAAAAGACGGCAGAAUUCUGGUGGAAUCUCACCAGGAAUUAUCUGACGGGAGCAUCCGGGAGAGAUUUCGCCCGUUAUCGGAGAAGAUGAAGCCCGACGAAACUCCCGAGGAAGCGGUCUUCCGCGCCGUCAAGGAGGAGCUAGGAUCCAUCUUUAUUAAUGACGGCAGCGGUAAAGAAAAUACCGGCGAGGGAAAGAUGAGUAUUUUUCCGGGCUCCUAUAGCAGACGUGUUGAAGAGAGGAACUCGGUGUCGUACCCGGGCUUGCCAGCGAUAUACGUUCUGCACUCGGUGGAUGCGACGGUGGAGGGGCUACCGGACGGAGAUUUCUGCACGGAGGAGACGGAGUACGGCGGAGAAGCAGAGGAGGGAACACGCGCCGCCGCCGGGAAAGCAGUCACCGUGAAACGGCAUCACUGGAAAUGGGUUAGUCCCGAUUUGGUUCAACCCUGAGAAAGUUUCCCGCAGAUGUCUCUGCCGCCAUUACAGUGAUCAGUUCCUUCUUUGCUAUGUUCCUUGCGUUGCCUAUACGUUCAUACACAUACUUCGAUAUGUAGACAGAGUUUCUCGAUUUAAUCAUAAUUCAGUAGCCGCUGCUUCAUCCUU
Messenger RNA from Tarenaya hassleriana, 1059 nucleotides. RefSeq lists its product as uncharacterized. The transcript has 2 exons. The record is from RefSeq and is a predicted model, not a curated record. NCBI's taxonomy places the organism in Eukaryota, Viridiplantae, Streptophyta, Magnoliopsida, Brassicales, Cleomaceae. Bases 22 to 906 code for a protein of 294 amino acids.